This is a messenger RNA of Thermothielavioides terrestris NRRL 8126, 198 nucleotides long. RefSeq lists its product as uncharacterized. The transcript has 2 exons. The record is from RefSeq and is a predicted model, not a curated record. The annotation marks the transcript as partial. NCBI's taxonomy places the organism in Eukaryota, Fungi, Ascomycota, Sordariomycetes, Sordariales, Chaetomiaceae.
CUAGGAGACUAUAUAACGAUAUACCUUAAUAAUGUCUUAGUAUACAAGGUCCUUCAAAGACUAAGGGACGUAGGCUUUAAUUUGGACCUUAAGAAAUAUAUAUUCGUAGUAAAGGAAGUUAAGUACCUAGGGUAUAUUAUAGAGGCUAGGGUCUAUAUCCGCCCUAACCCUAAGAAGAUUAAGGCUAUCUACGAAUAG